This is a messenger RNA of Raphanus sativus (radish), 1977 nucleotides long. Its product is annotated as laccase-5. Gene Ontology annotation, molecular function: copper ion binding; hydroquinone:oxygen oxidoreductase activity. The transcript has 6 exons. The record is from RefSeq and is a predicted model, not a curated record. Gene Ontology annotation, cellular component: apoplast. NCBI's taxonomy places the organism in Eukaryota, Viridiplantae, Streptophyta, Magnoliopsida, Brassicales, Brassicaceae. Bases 65 to 1774 code for a protein of 569 amino acids. Gene Ontology annotation, biological process: lignin catabolic process.
GAUUCCCAUCACAACACAUUCUCUAAACCACUGGGUGUAAUAGAAAUUUAUAAGAAACUCAUCAAUGGAGAUCAUCAAGAGCUUCUUCUGUUUCAUCUCUUUAACAAUCCUUCUUGUCUUCACUUCCACGGCAGAAGCCAAUAGAGCACACCACCACGAGUUCAUCAUACAAGCAACUAAGGUGAAGAGACUAUGUGAAACACACAACAGCGUUACGGUGAACGGAAUGUUUCCCGGUCCACAACUUGUAAUCAAUAACGGUGAUACUCUAGUUGUCAAAGUCAUUAACCGGGCCCGGUACAACGUCACAAUCCACUGGCACGGUGUGAGACAAAUGCGAACCGGUUGGGCAGACGGACCAGAAUUUGUGACUCAAUGUCCAAUCAGACCGGGAUCAAGCUACACGUACCGGUUUACAAUUCAAGGACAAGAAGGUACACUUUGGUGGCAUGCUCAUAGUUCGUGGCUUAGAGCCACUGUCUACGGUUCACUUCUUAUCCUUCCUCCGGCUGGUUCGUCAUACCCAUUCCAAAACCCUCACCGCAACGUCCCACUCCUUCUUGGUGAAUGGUGGGACGGUAAUCCCGUAGAUGUGUUGAGAGAAGCUACACGAACCGGAGCUGCUCCAAAUAUCUCCGACGCUUACACCAUCAAUGGUCAACCUGGUGAUCUCUAUAAAUGCUCUUCCAAAGAUACGACAAUAGUACCCAUAAAUGUUGGUGAGACCAUACUACUACGUGUAAUAAACGCCGCACUGAACCAACCGCUAUUUUUCACGGUGGCUAACCACAAGUUCACCGUAGUCGGAGCUGACGCCUCUUAUCUAAAACCCUUCACCACCAAUGCCAUUGUUCUCGGCCCUGGCCAAACCACCGACGUCCUUAUAACAGGUGACCAACCACCAAACCGCUAUUACAUGGCCGCAAGAGCUUACCAAAGCGCUCAAAACGCACCGUUUGGUAACACAACCACAACCGCAAUCCUCCAAUACAAAGCCGCACCUUGCUGCAGCGGCGCCAAACCGAUCAUGCCUCUACUUCCUGCCUACAACGACACAAACACAGUCACUCGCUUCAGCCAAAGCUUCCGGUCGCUAAAACGAGCUGAAGUUCCGACAGAACUCGAUGAGAAUCUCUUUAUAACCAUUGGACUUGGUCUCAACAAUUGUCCUAAGAAUUUUAGGUCAAGAAGAUGUCAAGGUCCUAACGGCACACGCUUCACUUCAUCUAUGAACAAUGUCUCGUUUGCUCUCCCUAGUAACUACUCUCUCCUUCAAGCUCACCACCAUGCUAUUCCCGGAGUCUUCACAACCGAUUUUCCCGCGAAGCCUCCGGUGAAAUUUGAUUACACAGGUAGCAACAUAAGUCGAUCUUUAUACCAACCUGUGAGAGGGACUAAGCUAUACAAGCUCAAGUAUGGAUCAAGGGUUCAGAUUGUUCUUCAAGACACCGGUAUAGUAACUCCUGAGAACCAUCCCAUUCAUUUACACGGCUAUGAUUUCUACAUUGUUGCUGAGGGUUUUGGUAACUUCAACCCCAAGAAAGAUACCGCCAAAUUCAAUCUUGAAGACCCGCCUCUUAGAAACACUGUUGGUGUACCUGUUAAUGGUUGGGCCGUCAUCAGAUUCGUGGCAGAUAACCCUGGAGUUUGGAUAAUGCAUUGUCAUCUAGAUGCACAUAUAUCUUGGGGACUGGCCAUGGCUUUCUUGGUUGAGAAUGGGAAAGGACUAUUAGAGACAAUGGAGGAGCCUCCGGCUGAUUUGCCCGUGUGUUAGGAGCUCAAGCUUCCCUUUGUAACAUAAACACACAUAAUAGUUUUCAUGUCACAUUCAAUUGCUUUUCCUUUUUUUUUUGGUUAUAGAUACACUUGGCAUACUCCUGAGUAGCUUUGUUUUUCUUGAUUAUUGAUGUAUUCUUUGAGAUUAUAGUGUACCAAAUCAGUGCUAAGAGUAUCAUCACGAAAGUUGAUUUUCCGUUU